Molecule: messenger RNA, 1337 nt
Organism: Theobroma cacao (cacao)
Lineage: Eukaryota; Viridiplantae; Streptophyta; Magnoliopsida; Malvales; Malvaceae
Product: Integral membrane Yip1 family protein
Biological process (GO): vesicle-mediated transport
Cellular component (GO): membrane; Golgi apparatus
Molecular function (GO): small GTPase binding
Source: RefSeq, a predicted model, not a curated record
UUCCAAAUUACGGAAAAACGCAUCGUUUUCUUCUUUAACUAAUUUCCACUUCAGGGAGAAGAAAAAAGAAAAAAAAUCUCCCAAAAUUGCACUCUUUCUCUUCAUUUCUGAGCUCGAUCUCUUAUUCUUCAAUGGACGAAUCAUCGUAUUCAAAUCUUGCUACCAGUCAUUUACUCGGCUCAGUCCCCGCUGUUGUUAGUGAAGAAAAUAAAGCUUCGUAUGAAGUUCCUGAAGCGAAUAUGCAAAUUUUCCCUCCAAAUAAUGGUGGCGGAGGAGGUAGCGGCCGAGGUUAUCAAACUCUUGAAGCUCCAACUGAAGGAUUUGAACAACAAUCACCAAACAACUGGAAGGGAGUGUUUAGUAUCUCGUCAUACACACAGUAUUUUAAUGUGGAUACAGAUGUUGUCAUAAACAGAUUGAUGAGUUCCUUUUAUCCUGCCAGUGGGGAUUUUUUCAGCAAGAUUGAUGCUAACCCUGAUCUGUAUGGGCUUAUCUGGAUCACAACUACCUUGGUCUUUAUGCUUUCUUCCUUUGGAAACUGUGCCACGUACCUUAUGCAAAAGCACACUGAUAGCACUGCUUCUUGGAACUUUGAUGUCGGCUAUGUAAAUGUAGCAGCUUGUGGAAUCUAUGGUUAUGCAAUUGUGGUACCAAUGGCAUUUUACUUCUUGCUUCAGUAUCUGGGUUCAAACGCUAGCCUUAUAAGAUUUUGGUGCAUGUGGGGUUAUUCGCUCUCCAUUUUCAUUCUAACUGCAUUUCUGCUGCUUAUUCCAGUUGAGAUUCUCCGAUGGAUCAUUAUACUCAUUGCUGGUACAGUCUCAGCUUGCUUUGUUGCCUUGAAUUUAAAAUCUUAUAUUGUGGGGAACGAUCUUACAAUGAUGGUGGUUGCUGCAUUCUUGUUGCAAAUGGCACUUGCAAUCUUCAUCAAGGUCUGGUUCUUUCCAUAAACCUCACUAAGUCAUCCUAUGUGAUCUAUCUGAGCACCUAAAAUCCAAACUUUGCUGUGUUUACUCUGUUUCUGGGAAAUAUGGAAAAGGAGAUUAGUCAGAGCAAAAUACCUCUUGAAGAAAAGCUUCUGUGUGUUUCGGGAUUGCUUACAUGGUGAGUUGUAGUUUAGUGAUUAAUUUGAAACAUGUAAUGGAAGAGAGUUCUAGGAGCCAUGUUUUCAUGAGGUGCAGCAACCUCACUAAUUUGGUUUUGGAGUCAGUCCAUCUAAUUCACUGGGUGUUGUUGGCCUACAACUUUUAAGAGACCAGCAUCAUCAGAGCAACCAGAGAAUUGUCAAUGUAAUAUUUUAAAGUCAUGGAAGUUUUCUCAUAUGCACAUGGUUGUGUAAA